Messenger RNA from Danaus chrysippus (African queen), 2544 nucleotides. The record is from the annotation of a GenBank genome assembly. Lineage: Eukaryota; Metazoa; Arthropoda; Insecta; Lepidoptera; Nymphalidae.
AUGUCGGACAACGAGGAUUUACUCGGCGACGACUUAGGAGAUCACAGUCUAGCUGACUAUAACCUUGGCAAUGAGGAGGAAGAACAACUCUUGGCUGACGAUUACGAUGGGGGGCCAUCUCAAAAUGUACCAACAGCAAAUGCUUACAGAGAACAAACAGAAGUUGUUCCGGCAGAAUAUCCUUCGGGAACUUUGGAGUACUCUCAGCCAUCUUAUACUGCACCGGACUCGGAAAGUGUCGUACCUAAUAUUAUGGUAGAAGUUCCGAAUACACAAUCAUACACUCCGUACAGAGAGACAUUUGAACAGGAGCAUGCGGUACCACCAGCUAUUCCGGCAACACCAAUUGAAUCACCACAGAUUGUACCAUCAGAAGCAACGGAAACACCAAAUGUUGAAAAUCAUGAAAGAACAACAGAAAAUCGUUCACAGAGAUCAGCGUUACCAAGAAAUAUACCAGAUUCAUUAGAUAAAGUGUUUGUACCGAACACUUUUCCCGCUAGAGGGCGCGCCUGGCGCAAUCCGAAUAGAUCUUAUAAGCCUUACAGACGAUAUAAUUACAGGGGAAAUUUCAAUAACCCAAGACCUGCAUUUCCUCCGCCAAUGCGACCACAGAACAUAAAUCCACAAAUAAGGCCGGAUAUACCGGAAAUACGUCCCGAUAUACCGAUGGGACCGGAAAUAUCACCGGAAAGACCAAUUCUAUCACAAGAACUGCCAAUAGAAGGGCCAUAUAAUCAGAACUUCCAAAAUUUCCAAUUCAGACCCAAUAAUGACAAUAGGCCCGAAUUGCCAAAUAUUCUGCCAAAUCCUGGGCCAAAUUCUGGGCCUAUGUUCUACCAACGACCUACAUACAACCCAAGGUUUCCGCCAAUGCGCGAAAUCGUCAACACAAAUCAAAUGCCACAAGUCACAAUCCGCCAGCCGAUGCCAAUGCCAAUGCCAAUUAAGGAACCGGAAGUCAGGAUGCUGCCGGUGCCACUUCCGCCUAAUUUACCUCCAGGGAAGAAGGUUCUAAUCAAUCCACACUUCAAAGGGAAUUUCCAACCUCCCGUUGAAGGUCCAUCAUUGCCAGUAGAUGAGGCCGCUGAAAGGUUUAUAGCUGAGCAAAGACAAGCAUUAGCAAGAGCAGCGGCAAGGAAUAGAGAACCUAUGAGGUAUAUAGAAAACACUACUAUUGAGAUUGAGAAUGAGCUAGCUCGCUCCAGUAGAAGAUCUGAUGAUGAUUUGCUUAGAAGACAAGAAGAAUUCAUUAACGCUAAUAGGGCUGGCCUUAGGAGACGUAUGCGAUCUCCUUCACCUCGUAGAAGCCCUGAACGUGCGCGAAGCCCAGAUAGAAGAAGGACAGAUGAGGAAAGUGAUUAUAGACGUCGCGUAAGAGAACAAGAGACUUUAAGAGAGAGAGUUUUACGUGCGAAAGAAGUUAGGAGGAGAAAAAAUGCUGUCGCUUUACAGAGGAGAUUAUCUGAUAAAGACAAAGAUCACGAGAAAGAAGUUAAAUUAGAAGAAAAGAAAGACAUUAAGCCAACAGUGUUACCAGAACAGAAUAUACCAGAUACGACAAGGAAGACUCCGGAGAAGGUUGUUAAAACGGAGAAAACGGAGAAAAUUGUUAAAACGGAGAAGAUUGAAAGAGAUCGCUCACCGAUCAAAGUCGAACGUACAGAAGCUAAUUCAACUUGUGAUACAUUGACGCCCCCACCACUAACGCCUCCCUUACCAAGAGAUAGCGAUGAUGACUUAGAUCUCAUAUUAGAUGACAUAGAUGACAUACUAUCAGACGAAGACAGCGGCAGAUUCAAGGAAAAGAACAAAGUUGAAACACCAAAACCAUCACAAGUUGACCUCCGAUCUAAACUACCUCCUCGUGAGAACAAACCGAGGCAGAAGAUUGUGUUUGACAAGGGUGAUAAGAAAGAAAAGUCCCCAGUGCGUAGGACAAUACUAACGGGAGCUAAUAAAAAUAAUGUUAACGACAAAAACGAGAGCAAAACUGUUAAGGUUAAAAACAAACAAAAACCUGAAUCGACUAACACAGCCGCGCCUAGAGCGAGACAGAAGAUUGUAUACUGUGAUAAACUGACACAAAAGCAAGAUAAGGAUAAACGUGAGACAGAAAAACCUAAAUCACAAUUCACCAACCGGCGUGUGAUACUACAGAAUAAGGUACAGCCGAGCGAUAAACCGACCAGCCGGCUACAGCCGACUGAUAAAUCGUUUAGCCGGCUACAGCCGGGCGGUAUAUUCAGCCGGGCGGUAACAGCCAUCGGUACAGCCAAGCCGGAUAUAGAAUAUGAAAGUUCCGAUGAAGAUGUCAAUGAGAAAAAUGAAACUGGCUUAACGGCUGUCGUCGAAAACUUACCUUACGGUAUGACUGAUACAAGGCUAAAAACAUUGGCUGGGGACAUACAGAGUCUUAUAUUGGAUAAAGAAGAUAGAACGGCCCGAAUAACAUUCAAGAAUAACAACGACGCUGAAGUUUUUUAUAAGAAAUUCAACAAGAAAAUGGUUGCUGCUAGCAGGCUUAGUGUUACACUGAAAUAA